Molecule: messenger RNA, 1152 nt
Organism: Raphanus sativus (radish)
Lineage: Eukaryota; Viridiplantae; Streptophyta; Magnoliopsida; Brassicales; Brassicaceae
Product: protein EXORDIUM-like 4
Exons: 1
Coding region: 20-1066 (348 amino acids)
Source: RefSeq, a predicted model, not a curated record
UCUCUCUCUCUUCUCUGAUAUGGCCUAUACAUACCGUUUAGCCGCUCUUCUCGUACUACUCUCCGCCUCCGUCGGUUUCUCCUCCGCUCUAACGCUGAAGUUAAACAGCACUCUCUCGAACAGCUGGAACAACACUCCCUGGGACCGCACUACUCCCCCGAGAGGAAACAUCAAUCUCAAUAUAAGCCUUUCAGUUCGAAAACACAUCAGUUUCAAUAUAAGCCCGUUGGUCGAACCUCAAAUGGUGGAGUUCAACGGCACUCUCUCGAGAAGAAACAUCAGCCUCCAAGAAAACAACCAUCUAAAUAUCGUUUGGUACGGAAAUUUCACACGAUUUCAACGGGCCGUCAUCGUCGACUUCAUCCGUUCCCUAAACUCCCCCGCCGCCGCCGCCGCAAAAGGUCCCUCCGUCGCGUCAUGGUGGAAGGCGACGGAGAAGAACAAAGGCGGCGGCGCGCCAAAGAUCGUCCUCGGUAAACAGCUCCUCCUCGAGGACUACCCUCUCGGAAAAUCCUUAAAAAAUCCUCACCUCCGAGCCCUGUCAGGCAAACUUAACGGAGGCGGUGCUGGGUCGAUAACCGCCGUUUUAACGGCCAAAGACGUGACCGUUGAGGGGUUCUGCAUGAACCGGUGCGGGGCUCACGUGUCGAAGUCAAGUUCCGUUGACGGUGGAGCUUACGUAUGGGUCGGAAACUCUGAAGAGCAGUGUCCUGGCUACUGCGCGUGGCCGUUUCAUCAGCCGUUAAACGGACCUCAUCAGUCUCCGCCUUUAAUCGCUCCUAACGGUGACGUUGGAGUUGACGGAAUGAUUAUUAACCUCGCGACGCUACUGGUUAACACCGCCACGAACACGGUUAAAAGCGGUUACAUUAAUGCGGAUCGAGAACCCGCCAGAGUAUACUGUGACAACAGGUUCGGGUCCGGUGCUUACCCGGGUUACGCGGGUCGGGUUCUUGUGGACAAAACUACCGGAGCGAGUUACAACGCUUUGGGUCUAGCUGGUAGGAAAUAUCUUUUACCGGCGAUGUGGGACCCUCAGGCUGGGGAGUGUAGGACUUUGGUUUAAGUCCUAAAAGAAUACUCGUGGCAAUAAUCACUGGUUCCGGGAUGUGUUUCUUUUGUUGUUUUGUAUGAUAUAUGUGAAGAAUAAUA